AUGAUUGCGGCCUACGGACCGUACUCAGCAUCUGCUACUGGUGGAAAUGCAUUCGCAAGAGACUUCCUCGCUGGUAUCUCUGCCAUGUAUGCCGCCCCUCUGUACCACAACCUCAGCCAAACUCGUCCCUCAGAGUUAGCUACAACGACACUCGCAGGCUUGUCUUGCUUGGUUGUCGUACCGAUUUAUGUAUUCUAUUGGAAAGGACCCGAGAUCAGGAAGGCAAGCAAGUUUGCUUCCAUUCUGGCCGAAGAUAGGAAAGCUGAGGGUGUCAGGCGUCUCAGCAAAGCGGACAAUCUCCCAGCGUAG
Ascochyta rabiei is the source of this 309-nucleotide messenger RNA. RefSeq lists its product as uncharacterized. The transcript has 2 exons. NCBI's taxonomy places the organism in Eukaryota, Fungi, Ascomycota, Dothideomycetes, Pleosporales, Didymellaceae. Bases 1 to 309 code for a protein of 102 amino acids. The record is from RefSeq and is a predicted model, not a curated record.